UUUCUCUCCCAUUUUCACUCUUUCCUCUUCCAUUUCUAGUUAUCCCCAAAAUUAGACCUUAGCUGCAGCUCCUGCAAUGGAUCCCACUCUCAAAAAGCAACCUAAACCUACUCCUUUCUCCGCCACCACAAACUCCAUACCCCACCCCCCACCAGAUCCCACCCCCACUAUCCAAAACAUCUCUUCUCACUUCUCCAAGCUUUAUGCAAAUCACAAAAUCCUCAAAUCUGGCCAUAGACAUCCUCCUCCUGUUGACACUCAUUUACAGGCUAAAACUCUGGCUGCUGCUUCCUCUGCUUUUGAUUCUUCAUGCUCUGCUUUGACCAAGUCAAAAAGCCAACAUGGGAGGAGAUAUGUGCAGAAGGAUGUUGAUAAAGCUAUUGUCUUGCAAGAAAAAGGUGAAAUCAAGAAAAUACCCAAUAAGGAGAAGGAGUUGAAGAAAGAGGUGGAUGUGAAAAGGGCAUUAGCUCUGUUAUCCAAGGACCAAGAUAGUGAGCAGUUGAAGGGGUUUCAACAAAGGCCAUCUUUUUCCUUGUCUUUGAAUGGUGGAGGCAGGGGGAAAUCAUUCUGUUGCUCACAGACUGAGUUAGCUGAUUUCUUUUCUUGUAGUGGUGUGAAAGUUGUGUCUGUUGAUAUGCCACCCUUUAUGCAGAUUCAUGCUGUGGAUUUUGCUAGAAAAGCUCAUGAUAGCUUGGAAAAGUUCUCCUCUAAAUCACUUGGAUUUUCCCUAAAAAAGGAGUUUGAUGGGGUCUAUGGACCAGCAUGGCACUGUAUAGUAGGGACCAGUUUUGGCUCUUUUGUCACACAUUCAGUCGGUGGUUUCAUAUAUUUCUCCAUGGAUCACAAGCUAUAUGUACUCCUUUUCAAGACUACUGUACAAAAAGCAGAAUCAAGUUGAAAUCUUGAGGUGAAAUGUAAUUCCUUGUAGCAUAGGGAAAUUUUUGGGAAAAAAAGUUUGCUAUCUCUACUGCCUUUGUAGUUUUGUACAUCAGCUUUGAUUAAAAAA
Molecule: messenger RNA, 1006 nt
Organism: Solanum verrucosum
Lineage: Eukaryota; Viridiplantae; Streptophyta; Magnoliopsida; Solanales; Solanaceae
Exons: 2
Coding region: 77-898 (273 amino acids)
Biological process (GO): microtubule-based process
Cellular component (GO): dynein complex
Molecular function (GO): dynein intermediate chain binding; dynein light intermediate chain binding
Source: RefSeq, a predicted model, not a curated record